UACAAAAAUCGUAGGUAUUCUUCGAAUAAAUACAAAUUUGAAAAUCACAAUGCAGCAACCUGUUGCUACAAAAUGAGUCAAAGUAUUGAUUUUUCUACGGACAUGCCCAGUAUCAGUCAGAUAACUAACACCCACGGUGGAUACUACUGCGUAAUUUUAGUAGAAAUAGUGUUUGUUUUACUGGAAACAGGUUUGUUUUAGUAGUGGUAGUUGUAAAAAUGUGUUGUGCUUUCGGUUGAUAUGGAAGAACUCCUGCAGGAUAUAUUUAAAGAAGCCACUGGCCCGAAGUUGAGUAGUUUGAAAAAAUCAUGUCAGGAAGCACUAGAGGUAUUAUGUUUGCAAGAAAGCAGCCGUCGGGCGUCGUUCGAGCUGCGGCGGGCGUGCCUGCUGCCGCUGCAGGCCGCGCUCGAGACCAAGCGCCCCCGACUCGUCGCAUACGCGCUCCAGGGCUUUCAUAAGAUAUUGCGCGAUGACCGGUUCCACCGCGGCAUCGAGCCGGAGGACGACUCACUGUGGCUGCCCUCGCAGCUGCUCUGCGCCACCACAUCCGUCGGCUACCACCAGCCUGACACACAGGUCCAGAUAUUCCGCCUCUACCUAUCCAUGGCAUUAUCACCCCGGCGCACGCUGAACGGGCGACUAUGUGUGUGGGCGUGCGGGCGUUGCGGCGAAGCGGCCUCGUGCGCGCCACCCGUCGCCGCCGCAGCACGAGCAGCCGCUGCGCAGAUAUUGCGGGCGUAUUGUGCUCAGCUGGACGAGGAGUACCAAGAAUUGCUGACAGAGUCGUCUCCUCUGGGCCGGAACCACCUGGUAGCCGUGGGCUGCUACAGCGAGGUCAUACCUGUCAUACAGUACCUGUGCAGUAGACUGUCGGAGACACAGCUGAUCCCCAAGCAAAAUGCCCUCGCUCUCUUCUUCCUGGAGUGUCUCCUGACGUUGAUGUCCAGUCUGUCAGAGAGGGUCAGUGGGAACCCUCACUUCACCACCUUCCUGUGGCAGAAGUUCUGCCCCUCACUCAUAUCGUUUCUGGGCACACCGCGUGUAGAUAAGAAUAUUAAAGCCAGAGAACACGAAGGUCACUUGGUUGAUGACUCCGGCCGAGGAUCAGGCGCGCUGGUGUCAGCUCCGAGCUUCAACAGCAAACAGGCUAAAGCUAUUUACAGCAUAGCCAACCAGCUCGUCCGUCUCGUCGGUUCCACGUCCACACUACGACCGGUGCUAGAAGCUCUCUACCACCGCAUGCUGUUAUACCCCCCUGCACCACACCGCACGGAACCGCUGCGCAGCGCGAGGGAACUGCUCCAGAAUCCACAGAGAUUGUGCCAGCUGGUGCUGCUUAAGAGGGACCAGGAGAAACCCAGUGAUGAUAUGGCUAUAUUGAGACUCAUAAUGGACGGUAUAGAAGAGUGCGGGCGCAGCGGUAAUCCUGACGUGGUAGCAGCAGCAGUGGAAUGCGUGUUCUCUCUCCUGGAUGCUCUAGAGAAGCUCUGCUCGGGGUCCGUGGAGUACAUGUCUGCGGACGUGGCUGCUCUCAUCAUGAGCCAUUGGCCAAAGCUCCAAGAUGCUGACUACACUGGACCACUCACUUAUCAGACAUUGGCCAGGCUGCCGAGCCCUUAUAGGGAUGUUAUAGCUGUUUUGCAAAGCAAUAACGCGAAAGAGCACGAUUCCUCGGACACAUCUGGUCCAGAGAACAUAAGCUCUGGAAGCGAGGCCGAGGCUGAUUCGGAUGCUGACAAUGUCUUUCUACCCUCACGAGCUAACAACCCUGCCUCACCCAAAUCUAGUCCAGAAAACGACUACAAUGAGAAGAAUAAGUCCAUUCCCAAAACUUUAAAUCUAGGAAGAUGCACAAUCACAGAAUGUAACGUGGAUCUCGAAAGACACAACGCGCGGCAGUUCGUCAAAACACUGCAAGUCUCGUUGUUACCGAGACUUCUAGUACUAAGGACUUGUAUUGAGAUCGACGAAUCAAUGCAAGAGUUUGCAUCAAAAUGCUGUCAGCACAACGCGUCGCAGCCGCCGGCUACCGCCUGCAUCAUGAACGCCGACGGAGUCUACCUCGCCACUUACGCGGCUCUGCUGCUUACACUGAAGCAACGUCGGGCAAGAUACUAUACUGAUGAUGAUAAGAACCAAGUACCAUUAACAGAGGACCAGUUCGUGGAUGAAGUCCAGAACAGCGGCGUGCUGGUGUACCUGUCAGCGACGUGGCUCCGGGAGCUGUACCAGCAGGUGCUGGCGACGGACCUGCUGAAGGAUGUGCCGACGGCUGAACAUCCCCUCAUACAUUUACUAUCAGAUCUCGGUGGAUUAGAUCAGAAUCCAGUAAUGUCUGAUUGGCAAAAACUGAAAGAGGCUUCCAUGAUCUACAACAACACCAACGAUACUCAGCAACAUCAAGCGAGCCUCCGAUGGGCUAGGAGAAUUUUAACGUGUAUCUGGGACUCGAUGGUGACAGUGCUGAGCGUGCCGCUCACAGGGUAUAGGAACAGAAAGAACAAGUUACAAGGAAUGAUAUCGAAGAAGAUCAAAACUUUCGGAAAGAGGAAGAGAAUAGCGUGGGAGGGACUCACCAUACAGUGCUUGGAGGGAUUACAUAAGGCGGCAAGAAUCAGCACAACGUUGAAUCUUCAAAAUCGAUGCAGCAGCAUUCUGGCUCUCCUCGCAAACUCCGCGAUAUCACAACCAGCGAAUGGCAAAAUAUUAUCCACACACGCGUUAUCAUUGGAUAUUCUUAUAUCAGGUGGCCUAGAACUAGGCUCCAAAGCACCAGAAUGCUGGGAGCACAUAUUCGCCGCCUGUCAAUAUGUAUCCAGCUUCGAGCACUCGCUGUUCGGUCAGCAGGGCAACAACGCGACGCCGAUAGUGGCGAUGCAGGCGGGACGCAAAACCGUGUCCAUACUCCAGGCUGACGCGAAGUUGGGGCUGGAUAAGGAUGAUGAGACGUGCGUGGACGUCUUCAAUUUUCUGCAGCCAGUGUUUGAAAAUAACAGUAGUAGCGAGAUGUCUGUGGCGAAAAUUGUGGAAGCCUGUCGUCAAGAGAGUGGGGAGGUAAUUAGCGGUUCGAGUGCCGCGCGCGUGUGCUGCGCGUUAUCGAGUGCUGCCGACGCGCUGUUCACGCGACUCGCCGCCACCACCACGCUGCCGACAUUACGAGCGGCAUUGGAGAGAUUGUUGCAGCAGCAUCAUCGAUUGCUAUUCUCCACUUGGGAGCAGGAUGUAGCCAACAACAACACAGUGUGGUGGCGUCGCAGCCCGCGCAAGCCUGUCACGGGCGGCGAGGCGAGCCGCGCGCUGUGCCGCGCCGGCGACGUCGCGCUGCGCUGCCUACGUGCCGCACGACCGCUCGCGCACAGAAUGGCGAUAUGGACGGUCGUCGCGCCGCAUUUUAUGCAGGCUGCCUGUCACAAAGACAUCCAUAUUUCAAGUCUGGCAAUCCAAUGUCUUCACGAUUGUGCUACCACAUUGCUCAACCAGCAAGUAGAGCUUCCACAUUUCCACUUCAAUGAAGCGCUCUUGAAGCCGUUUGAAAAUCUCCUUUGUUUGGAAUUAUGUGAUGAUGACAUUCAGGAACAAAUCAUCUCAUGCAUUUGCGAGUUUGUGGAAACCAAUAGAAUGGAAAUAAGAUCUGGAUGGCGUCCCCUAUUCAAUACCCUAAGAGCAGCUAAUAACGCUAGUCAGUAUUCAGCAGUCCUAGAAAUAUUCAAAGUGUUCCUAAAUACGGACAAUACUCUCGUUUUCGCCAAUGCUGCACUAGACUGUAUACUUUGUCUUCUAAGUCACAUCAAAGGUCUUCACUAUGAGGAAACUCAAGCAGCCGAAGGAAAGCCUAAAAAGAAUGCCACUCCUCCACAAUCCAAGCCUAGUUUAAGUCUAAAGUUUUCCAAGAAUAGCAAAUUUAUUCCACUAAGCGAAGAAAAGUCUGAGAAAGUUAUUGUCGAUAUGUGCAGAGAGGCGUUGUAUCAUUUAGAAAACUGUGCUGAUAUUCUUAGCAUGAUGUACAAUAUGCCAAAGUGUCCGAUAUUCAAUACAGGAAACCGCAUCAAAGGCGAUUUGCCUUUAUCGGUGGUCGAUCCUAUUAUACCAAGUAACUCACUCGAUGUUACAAAAUAUAUCGUGAACGAAAAUUGUGACGAAGAACUAUUUUCGUAUAGGAAAUUGUCGACGAGUCUUCCACCUUCUAACACAACCAACAACUGCCUUUUGAAAUUGGAUAAGCCGAGCAAUAUUCUCAAAGUGUGGUACGUGUUGAUAGAAGGAUUAGUUUCAGCCACGGUUGUAUGUUCCAAGAAGAACCAACCAGCCGCAAUGGAAACUCUAUUCAAGUUAUUAAAGAAUAUUGCUGAAGUCCCAGGAACACAUUUUGGACUCCAUUGUAUAAAUCAUCUGCUACUGCCAACGGUUCAGAAUUGGCUUCGACAAAUAGCAAACGUUCAUACCAAUUGGGACAAUGUUAUGCCAAAUUUUAAGCAAUGUUGUGGAAUGACAACAGAUACUAUCGUUACAUAUCUGCACCUUUUACAACAAAUUAACAUUGAAAGACUGGACAAAGAUAGUGAUAAAACGGUAAAUCCCAUAGAGAGUGUAGAAGCUACUUUUGCUCUAAAGCAAAUAAUGUUGAUUUUAGUAGAAUGUAUAGCGCAACCGCAGGAGCCCGUCGCUAGAUUAGGGGCAUCGUGUAUAAGGCAUAUUAUUUUAACAUCAGGACAUAUCCUGACUGAUAACCAAUGGGAAAUCAUUUGCACGAGUUUACAUCGUGCUUGUAACGUUAGUUUGAGUCCAUUGAAACAAUUAACUUACGCCUUCAAGGAAAAUUCAAAUAGUUUUUAUGGAGAUCUAGCUAUCGUUAAAGUAGCAGCUAGAAGAGAUUGUUCAGUUAAUGAUAAUGUAAGAUUGCACGCUAUGGCCCAGCAAGUAUUUUUAACGGACCAACCAAAAGCAGAUAACCAGAUGAAAAAUACAAUAAAGAAUUCACAGCAAAAUCUAAAUCUAAUCGACGACAGGAGUUACAUUUAUUUGAUUUAUCUACAAGAAUCUAUAAAUUCACUAAACCCUGAUCUUUACACUGUCAGAAUACCAAAUCGAGGGCUUAUUGUGGGAUUAUUAGCUCAUCAAAUAUUAGUUCAAAUAAUAGCUACUGUUCUUAUUCAAGCAUCCUCGGAUGUUUUCCACGGAAUCAACAGCAUACUUAUUGAUACUUUUAAAAGUGGCACGAACAUUUGUAACUAUAGGUUUAUUUUGAAUAGUAAAAAUAUUGAUUUACUUCUGAAAAGCUUGGAACUAUCAUAUUCCCGAGGAAUGCAGUUCGAUGCGAGGCCAGGAUUAAAGUUUCUGGUACAAAAAGUUUCUAAUUUGGACCAUGCCGCUAAUCUUUACAAACAAACGGCAUCCUCAUGGCUUAUUAAGAUAAUAGCUCUCACAGAAAUAUUUUUCAGUGGAGUCUCUAUGUAUAGACUGGAACCAGCCGAUAUAAGUGUUAUCCUAAGUAUAUAUAAAACCACGUUAAACAUGACUUUAGAAUAUGAUCAGUUUGUAAUGAACAUAUUUGACCUGAAAGCAACUUGGGAAAUUUUAUGUAACAACUAUGUAAAGCAUUUAAUAAAUGUAACAGAUUACGAUGUUGAUGAUUCAUUUAACAUAAAAGAUAGAGUUUCUUGUAGCUCAGAAGAUUCUGAUUCCUCAAAUAACUAUGAACAAUAUUACAACAACAGAACGAUUGCUGAAACUGAGGAUGUAGCUCCAUCACCCGAAGAAGAUGUUGCUGAAAACCCAGACAGCCAAGUUGAUAAUCCAAAACCAUUCACAUUUGCAGACUUUAAACUAAGCUCUAAAACUCCUGAUCCCACAGAAAAUCUUAAGGAUAUUGAAAAUGAUAAUAUUGAAUGUGAGGAGCCAGAAGAAAACACACCAGAUGAUGAAACUAAUCAAUGUAUACAAAAACAAAAUGCAGAAAGUGAAGUAAAAGUUCCUAAAGUUAGAGAUGGAUCAAAAUCAAGUUUAAGUAGAACCAGGCAAAGUAGUGCAGAUAAAACUGAAGAUAAUACUAGAAAAGUUAAUAUUGUGAGGCAAAAUAGUGCAGAUAAAAAUGAAGAUCAUACCAGAAAAGUUAAUAUCAUUAUAUGCGAUGGACCAACAUACGAUAAACUAAAAACAGUGGAGCCUUUUAUACCACCACAACCAGUGCCGCCAGAAAUUGAGCAGCAAAGAACUUUAAGCAUUAAUAAAGAUACGGAGGUGCAGAAGCACUGUUUCCAGAACAUCAUCAUGGCGUAUCUGGAGCUGGUGUUGACAUUCCCCCUGGAGAGGUUCCACCUGAUCUGUCCCGUGCUGCAGGCGGGCUUCGUGCAGCUCGCCAAAACUGUCACCGACACACAACUACUCGAUAGGAUUAACGUAUUUUUUGACAAGAAGACUUAAUUUUUGUGAUCAAUUAUAGAAUUAAUUUUAAGUAAGACUAGCUCUCGAAUAGACUCAAAUCGAUGGGACAACGAAUGCAAAGUUUAAAAGGUGCGAUUAGAGCAAUUAAUAUCAAUGUAGAAAAAUUCA
Aricia agestis (brown argus) is the source of this 6549-nucleotide messenger RNA. RefSeq names its product brefeldin A-inhibited guanine nucleotide-exchange protein 3. Gene Ontology annotation, molecular function: guanyl-nucleotide exchange factor activity. Bases 241 to 6420 code for a protein of 2059 amino acids. NCBI's taxonomy places the organism in Eukaryota, Metazoa, Arthropoda, Insecta, Lepidoptera, Lycaenidae. The record is from RefSeq and is a predicted model, not a curated record. Gene Ontology annotation, biological process: regulation of ARF protein signal transduction. The transcript has 24 exons.